AUGCGCACAUCGAUAGCGAGGUUGAGGCUCUGCAUCGCAUUUGCUAGUUUUGUUUGUUAGACUUCAUCAGCCAUAUUUUAGAGUGAUUAUGUCAACAAGUGACUUCUAUUUGAGAUACUAUGUUGGUCACAAGGGCAAAUUUGGACACGAAUUUUUGGAAUUUGAGUUCAGACCAGACGGUAAACUGAGGUACGCAAACAACAGCAACUACAAGAAUGAUGUCAUGAUCAGGAAAGAGGCAUACGUACACAAAAGUGUGAUGGAGGAACUGAAAAGGAUCAUUGAUGACAGUGAAAUCACCAAAGAAGAUGACGCCCUGUGGCCCCCUCCGGACAGAGUUGGAAGACAGGAGUUGGAGAUCGUCAUCGGGGAUGAGCACAUUUCCUUCACAACUUCCAAAAUUGGCUCUCUGAUCGACGUCAACCAGUCGAAGGAUCCUGAAGGUCUUCGUGUCUUCUACUAUCUGGUGCAGGACCUGAAAUGUCUCGUCUUCAGUCUGAUCGGCCUACACUUCAAGAUCAAGCCCAUCUAAUCGGGAUUUUGCUGUUUCAUUGACUUUAACUGAUGUUUGUUGUACUACCGCAUUUGAACAUUUGCUUUUGGUGGAUUUUUUUAUUUUAAAUAAACAGUUAAAAA
Messenger RNA from Melanotaenia boesemani (Boeseman's rainbowfish), 636 nucleotides. It is a transcript of the gene magoh, whose product is annotated as mago homolog, exon junction complex subunit. The coding region runs from base 89 to 532 and encodes 147 amino acids. Lineage: Eukaryota; Metazoa; Chordata; Actinopteri; Atheriniformes; Melanotaeniidae. Gene Ontology annotation, biological process: RNA splicing. Gene Ontology annotation, cellular component: nucleus; catalytic step 2 spliceosome; exon-exon junction complex. The transcript is spliced from 5 exons. The record is from RefSeq and is a predicted model, not a curated record.